AUGGGUUCAUUGGAUACAAUCGAGAACAAGCCUCACGCAGUGUGCAUCCCAUACCCAGCACAAGGGCACGUAAACCCAAUGCUCAAACUAGCAAAGAUACUCCAUGUCAAAGGUUUUCAUAUAACCUUUGUUAACUCAGAGUAUAACCACAAACGCCUUCUCAAAGCCAGAGGUCCUGAUUCCCUCAAUGGCCUCCCUUCAUUUCGUUUCCAAACCAUCCCUGAUGGUCUUCCUGAGACUGAUAUUGAUGCUACACAGCACGUGCCUUCCCUGUGUGACUCCACUAGAAAAACUUGCUUACCUCACUUCAAGAACCUCCUUUCCAAACUUAAUAAUACUUCAGAUGUCCCUUCAGUCACUUGCAUAAUUUCUGACGGUAUCAUGAGCUUCACUGUCGAUGCUGCAAAAGAACUGGGUAUCCCAGACGUGUUUUUCUGGACAACUAGUGCAUGUGGGUUCAUGGGUUACGUCCAAUAUGAACAACUCAUUCACAAGGGCUUAACACCCCUCAAAGACUCAAGUUAUAUCACAAACGGGUAUUUGGAGACUAGCAUCGAUUGGGUGCCAGGCAUCAAAGAAAUCAGACUGAGGGAUAUUCCCACCUUCAUAAGAACCACAGACCCAGAUGAUCUUAUGCUUGAUUACGUACAGUGGGUGUGCAAGAAAGCAAGGGAAGCUUCUGCAAUUAUUUUGAACACGUUUGAUGCCUUAGAGCAUGAUGUUUUGGAGGCAUUCUCGUCCAUUUUGCCUCCUGUCUAUUCCAUUGGUCCCUUGAAUGAUGUUGCUGAUAAGGAAUUGAAAGCUAUUGGGUCGAACCUUUGGAAGGAGGAGCCAGAGUGUUUGGAAUGGCUUGACACCAAAGAACCCAACUCUGUUGUUUACGUGAACUUCGGGAGCGUCACGGUUAUGACAAAUGACCAAUUGAUUGAGUUUGCUUGGGGACUUGCUAAUAGUAACAAAACCUUUUUGUGGAUUAUCAGACCAGAUCUUGUGGCUGGUGAAAACGCUGUUCUGCCUCCAGAGUUUGUGGCAGAGACAGAAAACCGAGGCCUAUUGUCAAGUUGGUGUGCUCAAGAGCAAGUGCUGGCUCACUCAGCAAUUGGAGGGUUCUUGACACACAGCGGUUGGAAUUCAACAUUGGAAAGUAUUUGUGGAGGUGUUCCAAUGAUAUGUUGGCCUUUCUUUGCGGAGCAACAAACCAAUUGCCGAUUCUGCUGCAACGAAUGGGGGAUUGGAAUGGAGAUAGAAGAUGUUAAGAGUGACAAAAUUGAGAGCCUUGUGAAGGAGUUGAUGGAUGGGGAAAAGGGUAGAGUGAUGAAAGAGAAAGCUUUGGAAUGGAAAACACUGGCACAAGAUGCUGCUUCUGCCCCAGAUGGAUCUUCCUUUCUUAAUUUGGACAACAUGGUUCGGCAAGUUCUUUUGGGAAAACAUGGUUUAACCGUGGCUAUUCUAAUGAUUUUUUUAAAAAAAAAAAUUAUGAUAGCCUUGUUGUGGCUAAGUUUAUAG
Gastrolobium bilobum is the source of this 1506-nucleotide messenger RNA. Its product is annotated as 7-deoxyloganetin glucosyltransferase-like. Bases 1 to 1506 code for a protein of 501 amino acids. Lineage: Eukaryota; Viridiplantae; Streptophyta; Magnoliopsida; Fabales; Fabaceae. The transcript is spliced from 3 exons. The record is from RefSeq and is a predicted model, not a curated record. Gene Ontology annotation, molecular function: UDP-glycosyltransferase activity.